Pseudophryne corroboree (corroboree frog) is the source of this 1153-nucleotide messenger RNA. It is a transcript of the gene UBXN1, whose product is annotated as UBX domain protein 1. Gene Ontology annotation, molecular function: K48-linked polyubiquitin modification-dependent protein binding. The transcript is spliced from 10 exons. Lineage: Eukaryota; Metazoa; Chordata; Amphibia; Anura; Myobatrachidae. Gene Ontology annotation, biological process: negative regulation of protein ubiquitination; negative regulation of protein K48-linked deubiquitination; negative regulation of proteasomal ubiquitin-dependent protein catabolic process. Gene Ontology annotation, cellular component: cytoplasm; nucleus. The record is from RefSeq and is a predicted model, not a curated record. The coding region runs from base 104 to 964 and encodes 286 amino acids.
CAACACAUUCCGCGAUUGGCACAACCGGGAAUUCGUACACCGGAAGUGCUCACUUCCACCCCUCCCAGCGUGUAGCGUCACGUGAUAUUCCACAGCCGCCGAAAUGUCUCAGUGUUCAGCGCUGGAUAGCCUGAUAGAGAUGGGAUUCUCCCAAACCAGAGCGGAAAAGGCAGUUGCUGCCACUGGAAAUCAAGGAAUAGAGUCAGCCAUGGACUGGCUAAUGGAACAUGAAGAUGACCCUGACUUAGAUGAGCCAAUUGUAUCGGUCCCUAGUGAAGCAGCAGUUGGAGAUGAUCCACAAGAAAUGGAUACAAAUGGAGGAAGACAACCCUUAACUGAGGAGGAGAAGGAAAAGCAGACAAGAAGAAUGAUGGAGCUGAUAGCUCAAAAGCAACAAGAACGUGAAGAACGAGAAAAACGAGAAAGAAUAGAGCUGGAGAAACAGAGACGGAAACAAGGACAAGAGUUGGCUGCAAUCAAACAAAAACUACAAGAACAAGAAAUGCAAAAAGCAGCUGAAGAGAGGAGAAGGGAGAAGCAGGAGGAAAGACUGGCCAGAGAACGCGUCAGAGAGAAAAUUGCACGUGAUAAAGCAGACCGAGCAAGAAAGUUUGGGGGGGCAGCAUCUGAGCCAAUCUCACCUCCAGCAGAAUCACCUGUUCCAGCUUCCACGCCCUCACCAUCGUCACCCAUACAGGAGCCACCCACUAAGAAGGAGUAUGAUCAGUGUCGUAUACAGGUGCGCUUACUGGAUGGUACAUCACUAGCUCAAACAUUUCGUGCCCGAGAGCAGCUGGCUGCUGUCCGCUUGUAUGUGGAACUUAAUUGGCCUGGAGGUCCUGAAGGACCCUUUAACCUCCUGACCACCUUCCCUCGACGUGUUUUCACAGAAGAAGACAUGGAGAAGCCACUGCAAGAACUUGGUCUGGUGCCUUCCGCGGUCAUAAUGGUUGCCAGAAAAUAAAACUGCACCCAGAUCUUAAUUAUGUAACCCAACCAAAAACAGAGGGCACCCAAGGACCCAAGACCAACACGGAGGAAAAUCCCAGAGCCAUCUUCUUAUGAGGAUCACACAGACUGUUCCCCCCCACUACCCAAACUGUGAUAUACUAGCAUAUGUGUCGCAAGGGAAUAAUAAAUCAGUUGUGUGAGA